CACGUGAUCAGGGCCCGUCCACCGCUGUUUCCCUUGCUGUCAGGCCGGGGAUUUGGUCACGUUUCCCGGUUGUCUCCUGUUUGGCCCAGGAUGGAUUCACCGCGGGAAGAAGAAGAAGAAGGAGAAGAGGAGGACGAGGCGGAGUGGUUGAGCCGGGAGGAGGAGAGGGAGGAGGCCGGGCCCCGGGAGCCCUCUGCUGCCUGCUCCAGAGCCCCGGGGCCCCAGCGUGUGAUCAUGCACCUGGACAUGGACUGCUUCUACGCUCAGGUGGAGAUGAUCCGGCACCCAGAGCUGAGGGAAAAGCCUCUUGGUGUCCAGCAGAAAACCUUUGUGAUCACCUGUAACUAUGUAGCCAGAGACCUCGGUGUCAAGAAAUGCAUGACUAUCCGAGAAGCCAAAGAGCGCUGCCCGCAGCUGGUCCUGGUCAGUGGCGAGGACCUAACGCAUUACCGGGAGAUGUCAUACAAGGUCACAGGUCUACUGGACGAGUUCUGUCAUAAGGUGGAGAGACUCGGAUUUGAUGAGAAUUUCAUUGACAUCACAGACCUGGUGGAUAAGAGACUGCAGGACCCUCAGUGUGACAGAGCGAUGAAAGUGUCCGGUCACGUGUACAACCAUCAAGGUGGGGCUGUAGAUCCCGGUGACAGGACUCACCAGCGACUCAUCAUGGGGUCUCAUGUGGCGGCGGAUAUCCGCGCAGCGGUGCACAACAGGCUGGGUAUGACGGGCUGUGCUGGCAUCGCAUCUAAUAAGCUGCUCGCCAAACUUGUUUCUGGGACUUUCAAGCCAAAUCAGCAAACUGUACUCUUCCCUGAAAGCUGCGGCCAUCUGACACACAGUCUGGAUCACGUACAUAAGAUUCCAGGCAUCGGAUAUAAAACAGCGCAGCGUCUGGACACUUUGGGGUUAAGCAGUGUUAUCUCCCUGCAGUCUUGUCCAGUUGCCGUUCUAGAGAAGGAGUUUGGAGCCCCAGUUGCUCAUCGAAUCCAGGCACUCAGCCGAGGGGAGGACGAUUCUCCGGUGACACCAUCUGGACCUCCGCAGUCUCUUAGUGAGGAAGACUCAUUUAAAAAAUGCUGCACUGUAUCAGACGUAAGAGCAAAACUGGAGGAACUGCUGCGCCUCCUGAUAAAUAGAUUGUCUGCUGAUGGGAGGAGCGCCCACACGUUGCGAUUAACCAUUCGCCAGUUUACACCAACCAAUAAAUAUUUCAACCGGGAAAGUCGCCAGUGUCCGAUCCCAACGAACGUGGCUCAAAACAUCAGCAGCGACGGUGCUGUGGUCUCCGCACUGAUGGAGCUGCUCAUGAAGCUCUUUGAGAAGAUGAUCGACGUCAGGCUGACCUUUCACCUUACUCUCCUCAACGUUUGUUUCUCCAACCUAAAAGCUGCCAGAUCCUCAACCUCUUCACGAUGUUCAAUUGGAUUUUACCUCACCCAGAAAAAGUCAUUGGCCGGAGACGACUGUGGUGUCAGCCAGACACCGGGAUCCUGUAUAAAAUCUACUCCUGCACUUUUUGAAAAGCCAGAUAACUCUCCCUGUCCGGCGGGAAAUAAUGAUGAGUCUUUAAUGUCGCUACCUGACAAUAUUGACAUGGAUGUGUUCAGUCAACUCCCUGAAGACAUUAGAAAAGAGAUUGUCCAGAGUCCUUAUACUGCAAAAAGGAGCAAAACUAUCCAGACAAACCGACCUACGACAUCUACUGGGGGGAUACAAAGUUUCUUCAAUAAAGCAAAAAUGAGACAGCAGCUCCAUUCUGCCACAGAUGAGGAGAGUUCUCCGGACACAGUGCCGUCCCCACUGAGGAAGCCUUUGAGAAAAGACAUUGGAUUUGGAUGUUGUGCCUCAGACUCGGUCAUAAUGGAUCCUUCUUCUACAUCACACUCUACUUGUCCCCAGGGUACAGAACCAAAUUUUGGAUUUGCAAUGGAUUGCACAGAAUUUGAAGACAGCAACGCCAUGUUAUCAGUACCUAAAACUAUCGAUAUGAAUGUGUUUUCCCAGCUGCCGACAGAGCUUCAAACAGAACUCAUGAGUGAAUGGAAAAAUCAAAAACUUACUCCCAAAAUCCCAGUCAAAAAAUUUCAAGACAAAGUAAAGACAUCAAAAGGUCAAAGGCCAAGUGUAAUUUCUCAUCCGAACAACCUGCUGAAGUAUUUCAAGCCUAGUUAGAUAGUAAAAACUGUAAGGCUAGGUUUCCACAAAGGUUUAUUUCUGGCUUUCUUUUAUUUAUUUACAGCCACUGCAGUUUUUGAGCCAAAGUCAGAUGUGGAUCCAGUAGGAAGAAGAAGUAUAAGUCCUUCCUUUACUUUUUUCAUUCCUUUUGAAUAAACUUCUGUGUUUGGCUCAAAAACUGCAGUGGUAGUAUUCCAAAAAAUGCCAGAAAAAAAAACCUGUGUGGAAACCUAGCUUAAAGGGUACCUCUCAUCAAAAAAAACUUUUGAUAUAUUAUAGAUUAGUGUAUGCAGAAUAACUUUACAAUUGCAUGUUAUUAAAAAAUAUGUUUCUUUCUAUGUAAUUUUCCACUUUGAAGAAAUGACCACUAGGGGUCUCCCUACCAGUCCUGGCAGCAAGCAUUUCAGACUCAUGCUGGAGUCCUAAACACUACGAGCUGCCAGUCUGCUUUGUUCACAAAGGAGAACACUCAGAGCU
Molecule: messenger RNA, 2652 nt
Organism: Hyla sarda
Lineage: Eukaryota; Metazoa; Chordata; Amphibia; Anura; Hylidae
Gene: POLI
Product: DNA polymerase iota
Exons: 10
Coding region: 91-2172 (693 amino acids)
Biological process (GO): translesion synthesis
Molecular function (GO): DNA-directed DNA polymerase activity; damaged DNA binding
Source: RefSeq, a predicted model, not a curated record